Molecule: messenger RNA, 4818 nt
Organism: Chlamydomonas reinhardtii
Lineage: Eukaryota; Viridiplantae; Chlorophyta; Chlorophyceae; Chlamydomonadales; Chlamydomonadaceae
Exons: 21
Coding region: 388-4665 (1425 amino acids)
Biological process (GO): chiasma assembly; mismatch repair
Cellular component (GO): nucleus
Molecular function (GO): mismatched DNA binding; ATP binding; ATP-dependent DNA damage sensor activity
Source: RefSeq, a predicted model, not a curated record
GUCUCAGCGGAUACUCUUGACUAUCGGAGCGCACUACCCUGCGUUCCGAAUGGCCCUGGCGCCUGGCCCGCUGACGGGUAGGUAGGUACGGUGCAUGCACGCGCACGAACCGCACACCCUCUCCCGAUGUGGCUCGUCGGGCAUGUAUGCUUGUCCUCGCUGCGUUUACAUUUGAUACAUUUAAGUAGCGCUGGGGACUGAAAGCUUUUACAACGUAUCGGAGCUUCCCGCCAAAAUGCAAGGCCCUCCGAGCACCUCCCUCGCCGUGGCUUGAAUUCUUCUGGUUUUACCUGCUGCAGCGUGUCGUGGCGUCGUUCGCACGACGAUGGUGCUUCUCUCAAACCUCUAGCAGGACUGGGCUACGGUCAGACCGUUUGAUCGGGCGGAAUGUGGUUCUCGCCUAACGGCCCUGGCGCCGACAGCUUGGCUCAACAAGGUAUGGCGUAUCGCGAGGACAGAAGCCGCUGGAACCCAGGUGGAGUCGACCCGCAGCCAGCAGGCGUAGCGCUGCAGCCGCUGCAGCGAAUAGCAGCGGGACCGCGGGCACCCUUUGAAGUCGCCCCUGCCGCUUCAGGAGCAACCAAUCCUUUCGCGGGUUGCCUUGGUGGCGGUCGUGUGCGGCAGCGCAUCGGCGGUGGGCACAGUGGGCUGUGGCUCAGCGGUGGGAGCGGCGGCGAUGGGGAGUUCGCGGCGGGCGCAGCAGGCCCCGCCACUGCACACGUACCGGGCGGCUACAGCGGCCUUGGUGGCGGCGACCCGGGCGGGAGCGGAGCGAGCACCGGGGCGUGGGCUGCUGGGCCGGAGGGCGGCGCUGCUGCUGAGCAAUACAGUGAGGGCUGGGCGGCGGGGCAGGCUGCAGCUGGCGGCAGCACUGGCCGCGGCAGCAGGGGCCCCAACGACCUCCACCAGUCCGCCCGUCACCAGACCACUAGCAGGCUGCCGUCAUCGCGGACGGCAGCACUUGAUGUGGGUCGGCAUCAGCAGCACGCGCAGCAGGCACGGGCACAGUUUGGCGAUCUGGGUCGGGCGCAGCAGCUGCCCACGCCGGCACGGCAGCCGCCACCUCCGCAGCAGCAGGAAUGGCACUCGCAUCAUGGGCAGCAGCAGGCCGCAGCUUGGAGCUACUACGGCGACGUGAACAUCAGCAGCGGCGGUGGCGGCGGCCUGCAUGACGCAGCCCGCCUCGCGGAGGAGUACGCGGAUCAGCUCUUGAGUGGCGGGGGCGGCGCCGGCAGGGCUGGAGCUGGGGUGCUAGACGAGCCGCUGCCGCACGCAGCAGCAGGCUCGGCGGACGCGGCAGCAGGGGAGGCUGCCGAUGCGGGUAUGGGUCGGCACGGGCUAGGCAGGCAGCAGGGGCCAUCGGACGUCCCUGACUUGCAGCACCAGCAGCACCAACAGCAGCAGCGGCACCGGGGCCUGGGUGGGCAGCAGCAGGUGGUGAUGGCUGCGGCCUACUACGGCAGCACCCUGGGAGUGGCCGUGUAUGAUGCGCUCUGCAAUGAGCUGGGCGUCAUGCAGUGCCACGAUGAGGUUAAGGGGCCGCAGGCGUACCAGAUGCUCCAACUGGCAAAGCUGCAGCUGGGUCCCGACCUGCUACUGCUCAGCAGCAAGUCAGACGCUGCGGCGCUGGAGGCGGCGCAGCUGCAGCUGCCGGACACAGGUGCCGGAGCGGUGGAUGCGGGGGACGGAAGCGCUGGCGAAGGAAGGGGCCCUGCAGACACUGGGGAUGGUGAUGGAGGAGGGGAAGGAGGAGGCGAAGGAGCUGCGGCUGGGAUUGAGGUCCGGCUGGAGCGAAGCGGUGCCUUCGCUUACGAAGAGGCGAAACGGCGCGUCACUUCGCAGUUGGUGGUGCGCGACUCGUCGGGCGGCAGCGGAGCCUCCGUGCCUCAUCAGCAGCUGCUGCUGCCGGAGCUGCUGGGCCAGGGCCAGGCGGUGUCGGCGCUGGGUGCGCUGGUGGCCCACCUGCUGCGAGAGGGACACGGCCGGGCGCCCGAGGGAGGAGAAGGCGAGGAGCACGAGGAAGGGGAGGAGGAAGACGGCGACGGCUGGGGCGGCGGCAGCGGCACCGGCCGCGGAGCUGGCGUCAGGGGCAGGGGCAGGGGCCGCCGUGCCGGCGCCGCUGGUGGCUCCGGUGUGGUGCUUGUGGUGGAGCGGCUGAAGCAGCUUAGCAUGCAGGGCCUGCUGCAGGUGGACGGCGCCACGCUGUACGGGCUGCAGGUGUUCGCCAGCGAGCGCCACCCCUCGGCCAUGGGGCUGGGCCGGCCCAAGGAGGGCUUCAGCCUCUUCAACCUGGUGGCGCACCGCUGCGUCACAAACAUGGGCCGGCGGCUGCUGCGGCUGUGGUUCCUGCGCCCGGCGGCGGACCUGGACGUCAUUCGGGAUCGCCAGGACACCAUCGAGCUGCUGCUGCGGGACGGGGCGGAGCUGGUGCCGCUGCUGCGGGCCGAGAUAAAGCCGCUUCCGGACGUGCACUCGCUGCUGCGGCGGCUGGCGGCGGUGCAGCAGCGCCCCGACCUCAGGGCACUGCAGCUGCUGCAGAGCUGCCUGCUGCAGCUGCUGCGGCUGCGGUCGGUCUUCGCAGAGCACCUGGCGCCAGGCGGGGUCGCCCAGGACACCGGCGGCAGCGGCGGCAGGGCUGCCGCCUCCGGCGCCACCGCGGCCGAGCAGCAUCAGCCGCUGAGUUGGGAGCGCGUGGGCGUGAGCGCCAAGGUGCUGACCCACAUCAGCCAGGACCUGCAGGGCGCGGUGGACCUCCUGCUGAGCAUCCUCGACACCAACCAGCCCGAGGAAGGGCUGGUGGUGGCCGCGGGCGUGUGUCCGCCCCUGGACCGACUCAAGGCCGCCUACAGGGCGCUGCCGAGCCUGUUAACGGCGGUGGUGGAGGCGGAGCUGCGGCGUGUGCCGCGCUACCUCAUGCGUUCCAACCUGCAGCAGCUGUGGACCGUGCUGUACCUGCCGCAGGUGGGCUUCAUGAUGAAGGUGGAGGGGCAGCAACUGACGGCGGACCUGCUGGACGCGCUGCCUGACUUUGAGCUGGCCUUCACCGGCAGCGAGGCGGCGGCAUCAGCGGCGUCAGCAGGGGCGGGGGUUGGAGGAGCCGCUGGGGGAAGCGGCGACGGAGCCGGAGGCGGCGGGGAUGGCUCGGGCUCAGGCUGGGCUGCGUACUACCACACGCAGGCUACACGAGACCUGAACGCACGGUUCGGCGACCUGCUGUACAAGAUACAAGACCUGGAGGGCACGCUGCUGGCUGAGAUGGCGGCGCGGCUGCUGGCGGCGCACGGGGCGCCGCUGCAGCGGGCCGCCGCCGCCGCCGCCGAGCUCGACUGCCUGCUGGCGCUGGCGGCGCUGGCUGCGGAAGGCGGCGGCGGCGGCGCCGGUGGCGGCUACUGCCGGCCGCAGGUCACGGCCGACAACGUCCUCACUGUUGUGAACGGCCGCCACCCACUGGCUGAGCUGGUGGUGCCCACCUACAUCCCCUUCAGUGUGGAGUUCGGCGCCCGGGCAGCCCGGCUGCAGGUGGUCACAGGCCCCAACGCCUCCGGCAAGAGCUGCUACGCCCGCGCCGUGGCGCUCAUCGCCUACCUGGCGCACCUGGGCUCCUACGUGCCGGCACAGGCCGCCACCAUAGGCCUGGCCGACCGCAUAGCAGCGCGCUGCGCCACGCCGCCGCUGGGAGCAGCGACCGUGUUCAAAGUGGCAGGCGGUGCGGCGGCGGCGGCGGCGGCGGGCAGUGGCGAGGGAGGGGCGUACGGCGGCGUGGCGGCGGCGGGCGGCGGGGGGCUUGGUGGAGGCGGCGGCGGGCGGCUGCUGCGGCCGAGCACCUUCAUGGCAGACCUGACACAGGUGUCGGCCAUGCUGCGCACCGCCACCGAGCGCACGCUGCUAGUUCUAGACGAGUUCGGAAAGGGCACACUGGCCUCAGACGGCGUGGGCCUCUGCGCUGCCCUGCUCACCCAUUUCGCAGGCGCCGGCAGCAGCAGCGGCACUGGCGGCAGCGACACAGAAGCCGUGCUGGGGCUGGCGGCGGCUGAAGGCGGCUCGACAGGAGCAGGGGCGGCGCAGGCGCCACGGCGGCUGCGGCUGCCGCCUCGGCUGGUGCUGUGCACCCACUUCCACGAGCUGUUCCGACCUGGAGUGCUGCCGCCCAGCCGCCAGCUGGCCUUCCUGCAGAUGGAGGUGCUCAGCAGCAGUGCCGCCGCAGGCGGCGGCGGCGGCGACGGCUGCGACGGCGGCGGGCGUGCCAGUGGUGGCGGCAGCGACGCAUGUGCAGCAAGGGGUGGCGGCAGCAACGGCAGGGCAGGCGGUGGUGAUGUUGGCGGCGCAGGGGGCGGCGCCGCCGCCACCGGGACGACGGUGUUCCUAUACCGGCUGGUGCCGGGCUGCUGCUCCUCCAGCUUUGGCGUGCACUGCGCGGCUUUGGCGGGAUUGGAGGACGCCGUGUGCCGCCGGGCCGAGGAGGUCAUUCGCGCGGUGCAGCAGGGCGCCCCCAUCGGGCGCUCGGCGCGGGUGCUGGCGUGCGAGCGGGUGGCCCAUGAGGGGCGGCUACUGCGGCGCCUGCAGGGCGCCGCGGUGCUGCCGGCGGGGCGGGAUCUGGACCAAGAGCUACUGCGAGUAUUUCGGGAAGAGCAGCAGCGGCAGGCGCAGCAGGAAGGGCAUGCGUAGGCGGGUGUGACAGAGGAGGGUCCGCGAGGGGUGAGGUCACGGGGAGCAGCUUGUAUGCGAGGAAUUAUGGGCUCGCGCGACGCGGGAUAAGUGCGUGUCCGCGGUGGGCCAUGUAUUUUAAGUUGUGCUUCAUUUGCUAUCCCGGGGGGUCCG